AGGAUGCGCGGGGACGCGCCGCCGCCCUCCGCGCCCAGUUCCGCCGGCGUUUCCCUCGCGGCUGGCGGGCGCUGACUCUCCGGGCGCGGACUCUCCCGGGCUUCUCCGCCCUUCUAGCUUCCCGCAGCGCCGGGCGCCUCGGCCCCGGCCCCGGACCCCGCCGGCAGCUGCUCCUCUGGCCCCGGCCACGGCGCGGACCAUCAAUCAAUGCGUCGCGCUUGAGGGAACGGGCGGCUAGGCGCCUCGGUCGCAGGUCUCGCCUGCCUGGAGACGGCCGCAGCCGACAUGGGCUGUUUCUGCGCUGUUCCGGAAGAAUUUUACUGCGAAGUUUUGCUCCUGGAUGAAUCCAAGUUAACCCUCACCACCCAGCAGCAGGGCAUCAAGAAGUCAACGAAAGGUUCCGUUGUCCUUGACCACGUAUUUCGUCACAUAAACCUUGUGGAGAUAGAUUAUUUUGGGCUGCGUUACUGUGACAGAAGCCAUCAGACGUAUUGGCUGGAUCCUGCAAAAACCCUCGCUGAACACAAAGAAUUGAUCAACACUGGACCUCCAUAUACUUUGUAUUUUGGUAUUAAAUUCUAUGCUGAGGAUCCAUGUAAACUUAAAGAAGAAAUAACCAGAUACCAGUUUUUCUUGCAGGUGAAGCAAGAUGUCCUCCAGGGCCGGCUGCCUUGCCCUGUCAACACUGCGGCUCAACUGGGAGCAUACGCCAUCCAGUCUGAACUUGGAGAUUAUGACCCAUAUAAGCAUACUGCAGGGUAUGUAUCAGAGUACCGGUUUGUUCCUGAUCAGAAGGAAGAACUUGAAGAAGCCAUAGAAAGGAUCCAUAAAACUCUGAUGGGUCAGGCUCCUUCUGAAGCUGAGCUGAAUUACUUGCGGACUGCCAAGUCCCUGGAGAUGUAUGGCGUUGACCUCCAUCCCGUCUAUGGAGAAAACAAGUCUGAGUAUUUCUUAGGAUUAACUCCGGUUGGUGUUGUUGUCUACAAGAAUAAAAAGCAAGUGGGGAAGUAUUUCUGGCCUCGGAUUACAAAGGUUCACUUCAAGGAGACUCAAUUUGAGCUCAGAGUACUGGGGAAAGAUUGCAAUGAAACCUCAUUCUUUUUUGAAGCUCGAAGUAAAACUGCUUGCAAGCAUCUCUGGAAGUGCAGUGUAGAACAUCAUACAUUUUUUAGAAUGCCAGAAAAUGAAUCAAAUUCAUUGUCAAGAAAACUCAGCAAGUUUGGAUCCAUAAGUUAUAAGCACCGGUACAGUGGUAGGACAGCUUUGCAAAUGAGCCGAGAUCUUUCUAUUCAACUUCCCCGGCCUGAUCAGAAUGUGGCAAGAAGUCGAAGCAAGACUUACCCUAAGAGAAUAGCACAAACACAGCCAGCUGGAUCAAACAGCAUAAACAGGAUAACUGCAAACAUGGAAAAUGGAGAAAAUGAAGGAACAACCAAAAUUAUUGCACCUUCACCAGUAAAAAGCUUUAAGAAAGCAAAGAAUGAAAACAGCCCUGAUACCCAAAGAAGCAAGUCUCAUGUACCGUGGGAAGAAAAUGGCCCCCGGAGCGGACUCUACAACUCUCCCAAUGACCGCACCAAGUCACCAAAGUUCCCCUAUACGCGUCGCCGAAACCCCUCCUGUGGAAGUGACAAUGACUCUGUACAGCCAAUGAGGAGAAGGAAAGCCCAUAACAGUGGUGAAGACUCAGAUCUAAAGCAAAGGAGGAGGUCGCGUUCGCGCUGUAACACAAGCAGUGGUAGCGAAUCAGAAAAUUCUAACAGAGAACACCGGAAAAAGAGGAACAGAAUACGGCAGGAGAAUGAUAUGGUUGAUUCAGCGCCUCAGUGGGAAGCUGUAUUGAGGAGACAAAAGGAAAAAAAUCAAGCAGACCCCAACAACAGGCGAUCCAGACACAGAUCCCGCUCGAGAAGUCCCGAUAUCCAAGCAAAAGAAGAGUUAUGGAAGCACAUUCAAAAGGAACUUGUAGAUCCAUCUGGAUUGUCAGAAGAACAAUUAAGAGAGAUUCCAUACACUAAAAUAGAGACGCAGGGCGACCCGGUCCGCAUCAGGCACUCCCAUUCGCCGCGGAGCUACCGCCAGUACCGCCGGUCCCAGUGUUCGGACGGGGAGCGGUCGGUUCUCUCGGAGGUGAAUUCGAAAACGGAACUUGUACCGCCGCUUCCGGUGACCCGUUCUUCGGAUGCUCAGGGUUCUGGUGGCUCUGCAGUUCAUCAGAGAAGAAACGGGUCUAAAGACAGCCUGAUUGAAGAAAAGUCUCAGACAUCCACAAACAACCUAGCUGGGAAACACACAGCAAAAACAGUAAAAACUGUCCAAGCUUCCCGCCUCAAGCUAGAGACUUGAUCAUGGAGAAGGGCCGGGGAUGGGGGUGGGGAGGGUGUAUGUGCCACUGGUACUUUUGAAACUGUGAAUUAGGUUAUUUUAUUCAAAUAUCUUGGACCUGCAAGUAUUUCUUCAGCAACUUUUGAU
Molecule: messenger RNA, 2472 nt
Organism: Propithecus coquereli (Coquerel's sifaka)
Lineage: Eukaryota; Metazoa; Chordata; Mammalia; Primates; Indriidae
Gene: EPB41L4A
Product: erythrocyte membrane protein band 4.1 like 4A
Exons: 23
Coding region: 286-2346 (686 amino acids)
Cellular component (GO): cytoskeleton
Molecular function (GO): cytoskeletal protein binding
Source: RefSeq, a predicted model, not a curated record